This is a messenger RNA of Phytophthora sojae, 2673 nucleotides long. RefSeq lists its product as hypothetical. Lineage: Eukaryota; Oomycota; Peronosporomycetes; Peronosporales; Peronosporaceae. The transcript has 2 exons. The record is from RefSeq and is a predicted model, not a curated record. Gene Ontology annotation, molecular function: four-way junction helicase activity; hydrolase activity; four-way junction DNA binding. The coding region runs from base 1 to 2673 and encodes 890 amino acids. Gene Ontology annotation, biological process: replication fork reversal; interstrand cross-link repair; double-strand break repair via synthesis-dependent strand annealing.
AUGGAGGAGGACGAGUGGGACGACGCGCUGCUGUCGGAGAUCGCGGCGCUGGAGACGCGCCACCUGCAGAGCCACAGCCACCAGAGCGGGCCCUCAGCCGCAGCUGCAGCGCCAGCACCAGCAACUGCCGCGCCAUGGAGCUGCCGCUCGUGUACGCUGCGGAACGAGGCGUCCAGCGCCGCGUGCCAAGUAUGCGGCACGCCGCGCGGCCAGACGUACCAGGCGCUGACGUCGCCACCCAGAUCUAGCUCUGUGACUGGAGCUGCAGCGGGCAGGAAGACCGUGCAGGCGCGACUCUCGUUCGACGGGACCUCGGCGCCCGUGGUCGUGCCGCCCUCGCAGCAGAGACAGCAACAACAACAGCAGCAGCAGCAGCAAGAGCCACACGAACAGGACGUGACACGCAUCGAGCCGUCCCCGUUCUCUAGCAGAGAGCAGCAGCCAGUGCGGAGCUCGCAGCAGACGACGUUGACGCCCGCAGCCGCAGGAUCGGGACUCGUGCUCACCUCGAGACGCUCAGGCCAAAGCACUACAGCAGCUACUAGAGCGGCUUCACAGUCGCCCGUCCAGCUGCCGAGACACGCGGCAGGAGAGGACGCGCAGGCCAAGACGCGGUACCUGGACGUCGUGGCGAGGUCGAACUUUCCGCAGAUCGACUACGAGGCGGCGCAGCACUUCGUGUACCCGACCAACUACUCGAUCCGCGACUACCAGCUCACGAUCGCGGAGAAGGCGCUGUACCACAACACGCUCGUGUCGCUGCCGACGGGGCUGGGCAAGACGCUGGUGGCCGCCGUGGUCAUGUACAACUUCUACCGGUGGUUCCCGACCGGCAAGAUCGUCUUCAUGGCGCCGACGAAGCCGCUCGUGGCUCAGCAGAUCAAGGCCUGCCACGAGAUCAUGGGCAUUCCGUUGCCCGACACGGCGGAGCUGCAGGGCAACGUGCCGCCGACGAUGCGCCGCGUGCUCUGGAACUCCCGGCGCGUGUUCUUCUGCACCCCACAGAGCUUGCAGAACGACCUACGACAAGGCGUCUGUGCUGCAGAAAAGUUCGUGUGCAUUGUGGUGGACGAAGCUCAUCGAGCGACGGGCAACUACGCGUACUGCUGCGUGGUGCAGAUGAUCGAGGCCAAGACGCCGUUCUUCCGGAUCCUGGCGCUGUCUGCCACCCCCGGCGCCAAGUUCGACGUGAUCCAAGACGUGGUGGCCAACCUACGCAUCUCGCACAUCGAGAGCCGCUCGGCGGACGAUCCGGACGUGAAGAAAUACACGCACGCGCGCCAGGAGGAGGUGAUUGUCUGUCGUCUCGGAGCUCAGAUCGUGGAGGUGAAGACCAUGUUCUUGAAGUGCUUCACGCCGAUCAUCCAGCGACUUCUACGAGGCAACAUCAUCCCGUUCGCCGACCCCGAGAAGCUCUCCAGCUGGCAUGUACUGCAAGCGCGCGAGAGAUUUCGCAAGAGCCCCAGCUACGCCUCAAGUCGCAGCGCUGAAAGCGACUUAGCGCUGCUGGUGAGCCUUUUGCACGCCAAAAGCCUCUUGACAGGCCACGGACUCAGCAGCUUCCGCGACCAGAUUCUGAAUUGGGCAGAGGAGCGAAAGAAGGGCAAGAUGUCCUGGUCAAAGAGGGAGAUGCUGCAGUCGUCGGAGUUUCAGUCUCUUGAGUUGAGUCUGGGAGUCACUGAAGGAGCCACCAGCUCUGCCAACACUGCGAGCCAUCCCAAACUUGUCAAGCUUCGUGAGGUCCUCCUGGAGCAUUUUCAGCGCCAUUCCGCAGCUGGAUCCAGCACGCGCGCGAUCGUUUUCACGCAGUACCGAGUAAGUGUGUCGGAGAUUGUAGCGCUACUGCGCCCGCUGUCGCCGCUCCUGAAUGUGCAACCAUUCAUUGGCCAAGGCUCGUCAGGCAAGUCCAAAGAGAACAAGGGUCAAACUCAAAAGGUGCAGCAGGAAAUCGUGCGCAGGUUUCGGCUGGGCGAGUUCAACGUUCUGGUGGCAACCUGCAUUGCUGAGGAGGGUCUGGAUAUUGGCGAGGUUGAUCUCAUCGUAUCAUUUGACGCACUUACCUCUCCGGUACGAAUGAUUCAACGAAUGGGAAGAACCGGACGUAAGCGCGUGGGCAGGGUCAUCAUCUUGGUAACGGAAGGUGACGAGCAGAAGAAGUUGGCGCGGAGUGCGUCAGCUGCCAAGACUGUGAGUCGCGCGCUGACAACAUACAAGAACAAGUUCAAGUAUUCCAAGUGCCCUCGUAUGAUACCAACCGGCAUUUGCCCGGCUUUGAAAGAGUUGGAGAUGAAUAUCCCAACCUUUCAUGCGUCCCAGGUCGGUGGUAAGACUGCGACACCACAAGUCGAUCCUGAUCUAUGGCAGCUGAGCGAUGCGGAGCGAGCAGUAGCGCUGAUGAAGUACUUCCCGCCAAACUUUGCGUCAAGCUCAAGGAAUAAGCUGUUUCCGGUCGUGGCUAACCGAAAGCAUUUACUUCGACGCCAGCCGCGAUGCCUUGGGCGGAAAGGCGUGAGCUCUCGAGUAGGUUACUCUGCUCGCUCAUUAAUUCUCCAGUCUGUGGUGCGGAAGAUAAAUGGCGUGGAAGAGGUUAUGGACUCAGAUUCGGAUGACGAUGACAAGAGUGAUGAUGCUGGAAACAAAGCGGGAGGCAAGCAAGCGCUUACGCAGGUCUAG